AAGACCUUCAAGGAGAAACGAAGUGUGUGGAAGCCAACGACGACGAUGAAGAGGAGGGGUUGUUCUGCGUGGCUUGUGGUUGGCAGCGUGCUGGUGGCCAUCAACAUUGGCGUGUGCUUGUAUGCGUGGGCGACGCUGAUGCCACAGGGUGGUGGUGGUGGUGGUGGAAGAAGCAGUAGGGAUUUGGGUGUUGACGGGGACAGGAGAGGAAACCGUGCAGGUGAUCCAAGAUGGGAGCAGCAAAGUAAUGGUGGACAAGGGCAGCUGGAACAGCUCCCACGUCAUGGUUACCGUGGCCGUCACACGAAGCGGGUUGUUGUGGCACAUGACAGGGGUGACGAAGACGACGAUGACCUCAUGCGUGCAUGGAGGCAGCUUUUAACCGACAACCAGGCUCAGCCAAAGCAGCACACCGUCGAAGUUUGGUCGAAAGCUGCCAUUGGGACGUACUUUCAGGAACACAUCAUGCAGACGGUAAUUGAACCGCGACUAAACGGUGUGUGGUUCUUCAGCCAAGGCCAAUGUCCACGUGUCAAGCUCAACUUCCGUAGCGGGCCUGGCGUCAUUCCACAAAAAGUGCCCCACAAUGCAAAACAUGUGGUGCUCAUUCUCAACGGACACAAUGAGGAAAAGAUACCCACGGCAAAGCAAUGGCUGGACCUGCUGCCACAAUUGCCACACCUCGAGGCGGUUGGUUUGGUGGUCCUGGCUCAGGAAGACUGCACCAACCACUGGCUUCGCCCGUACUUGGAAGACGAAGGUCGCUUUAAGAUCAAGUUUGCCUUCAUGGUCUACGGAGGCAAGGAUUGGGUGGAUGGUGUGCGCGUGCAGCAGUGGCCACUUGGCGUCGCCACGUAUCGCAAGUUCCCGCGCGCCAUCAAUUACCUCGCUGCUGUCGGCCCAAACCCAAACAUCACCAUCACCGCAGUUCGCAAGACUCGACGCAAGUACCUCUGCAACCUCCAGGCAACGAUUUACGAGGGUUCUUCUCGCGAAACACUGCUGCAAGUGCUGCGAGCAAGUGGCUUGGCAAAAGACUGUUUCAUCAACGCACGGACACAGUGGCUUCCCAACGAGACGCCAGAGACUGCCGAGGAGUACAAGCAGAUGCUUCUAGAGAGCGAAUACACAUUGGCUCCGGCAGGCCUAAACACAGAGUGUUAUCGAUGGUAUGAGGCAGCCGCAGCGGGCAGCACGCCAAUUGUGGAGGACGUGAUCCAACCAAAGACGUGUGGGCGCGAUCCCCUCGCCCUUCUCAAGGAGCUUGAGGCGCCAUUCAUUUAUGUGAAGGACUGGAGAGAUUUACCAGCAGUGCUGGAGCGGGAGCAGAGGAAGACACCACAACAGCUGUUUCAACAGCGGGUUGCGCUGGUGACUUGGUAUGAGGACUUCAAAGUGCGCAUGCGUGGCCGCUUUUGCUCAACAUUGGCACACGCAUUUGGUUUACAUUAG
Messenger RNA from Salpingoeca rosetta, 1452 nucleotides. RefSeq lists its product as uncharacterized. Gene Ontology annotation, molecular function: ribitol beta-1,4-xylosyltransferase activity. The coding region runs from base 46 to 1452 and encodes 468 amino acids. The record is from RefSeq and is a predicted model, not a curated record. The transcript is spliced from 10 exons. NCBI's taxonomy places the organism in Eukaryota, Choanoflagellata, Craspedida, Salpingoecidae. Gene Ontology annotation, cellular component: Golgi apparatus. Gene Ontology annotation, biological process: protein O-linked glycosylation via mannose.